This is a messenger RNA of Didymodactylos carnosus, 2100 nucleotides long. Lineage: Eukaryota; Metazoa; Rotifera; Eurotatoria; Philodinida; Philodinidae. The record is from the annotation of a GenBank genome assembly.
AUGUCUACAUCGACUAAAAUCGAUCAAAAAGCGAAAGAACGUCGUGAUAAAAUACUUGCCACAGCAGAAGAACGUUUGGCACGUGUCCGUAGGUUACAAGGGAACGAAAGUUAUCGACAAGCUGAUGAUAAUCAAACUCAACCACCCGCUUCACAUAUUACGACGCCUACGACGCCUAUUUCUGUGCAAAAACCGAGAAUAGAACAACAACCUGAAGAACCAAUGGAAACUUAUCGCAGUGUCACUCAUAGUAGUGACUCUGGUUCAUCUUUAUUUUCAUCAUUGUUAUCCUUGGCAUCUACUACAUCAUCAUUGACGAUGAAUACAGCUUCAACAACGGAUGAAAAUUCAUCUGAAAAACUCGAAACAGAUAAACAAAACGCGUUUCUUUGUCUAUUAGCCUUAUCAGUACGUUUACUCUAUUCAAUCUCAUCACUUGUGCCAAAAAAUCUUUUUUCGCUUACGUUUAUUUUAUUCUGUCUAUUGAUUAUUCCUUAUCGGUAUAUGUACAAACAAUAUAAACAAAAAUCAAAUAUCGUUAUUAGUACAAUUAUUCUGUCAGGUUUUCGUCCAAAUCAAAUCACUUUAGAAAUGUCGAAUUUGCAGUUAUGCAAAGAUUUAAACGAACGUUCCGAUUUAUAUGAGCCACUGCGAAUGUAUUUGAAACCUAUCGCUCGGCUCAAUAUCAGUAUGCCAUUGCCUGUAAUGCGUAUACCAGGUCAAACAAUUUCCACGUGGGAAAUAAUGGAUAAAAUUCGUUCAUUAAUAUUGCCCGAUGAAUUUAUAUUUUUACGUUUAAUUAAAAGUGCCGGUGAAUUAUAUCGUUUUGAAGGUGAAUUAGAAUCAAAACAAAUCGCACGUAGUUGUCUAAUACGUCUAGACAAUUCUGUUAUACGUAUAUCAACUGGACAAGAAUUUCGUUUACGUGCAGCUGAGGCUAAACUACAAUAUCCAAGUCGCACAGAUUGGGAAACAUUUUUUCGUGAAGCAAAAAAUAUGAAUGAAACAAAACCCGGCGAGCGAGCGGAUACCGUCCAUAUUGAAGGACUACCGAUCAAAUGGUUUCAGGAAAAACCGAAUCCUAUGGCUGCUGUUCAGGCUGCCGCUCAUGCGAUAGGUAGCGGAGGUCAAAUUCAAUCAAUUGAUCAAGAACAAAAUAAAGAAAAUAAACCAUCAUUAGAAAUAUUACAACAAGUAUUUUCCACAUUUGGUGAAAUUCGUUGUUGUGAUAUACCAUCUCUUGAUCCAUAUCGAUUUGGAAUAGAUAAUCAACAAAUAAUGACACAAGACACAACAUUCGAUGCAUUUAUACAAUACAGUGAAUAUAUCAGCUUUGUCAAAGCUAUGGAUGCAUUUCGUAAUAUGAAAUUAAUGCACAUUGAAGAUAAUAACGUGGCAUAUACAGCCUCUAUAAAAGUUGAUUUUGAUCGUACAAGACAUUUAUCAGAUCGUAUGAUAAAAAAACGUCGAAUUGAACAAAUGAAGGCCAUGGAAAUGAUCAAAUUAACACGAGCCGAGGCGCAAAGACAAAAAGAUGAAGAAGAGAGAAAAAAAGAGAUUGAAAGGUUGAAAAUUGAACUACAAGAUGCGGAAGCGGAUGAUUUUCCUGGUGUGAAAGACAUAACGAAAGAUUCUAGACGGCGUCAGCGCGAGGACAAACGUCGAUUAAAACGACUUGAACGUAAACGUUUACACGAAGAACGCACAUUGUCGAUGAAAAUUGCCAUGGAAGAACGAAAAAUACUGAUUGCAAAACGAAAAUUAGAAUCAAUGCGUUUAUUAGAAGAAUUAUUUAAUCGUGUCAAAGUACAAAUUGCUCAAGAAGAAUUAAGUAAAAAAGAACGUGAAUUACAAGAAGAUCGUUUGAGAUCAAUGGAAGUAGAUGGAAGGCAGCAACCUUCCUAUCAACAGCAGCAACAACAAUAUAUUUUUUCUUCUCCAAGUCAACUAUUACCUCAGCCAACGACGAAAGAAUUUCGUAGCAAUAAAGAUGAAAUUGAAGCACAGCUGUACGAAUUACGGAAAGAAUUUUAUCAAAAAGAUGAAACAAUUGACGAUAUCUUAAGAAAGCGGACAAUUCCAGAUCGAAAAGUAUUUUGA